This is a messenger RNA of Symbiodinium natans, 924 nucleotides long. The record is from the annotation of a GenBank genome assembly. Lineage: Eukaryota; Dinophyceae; Suessiales; Symbiodiniaceae.
AUGGCACACGGCAUGCAGAGUUUGGGAGUCGAUGGUCCACCAAGCGGCUAUGAACCUUCGCAGGCACCAAUUGGUGGAGGAGGUGGUGGCGGGUCCAUGGCAGCCGUAUCACAGCUUUUCACCCGGCUCGCCCAGGAGAUAGAGGAGCAGAAGCCGAAGAAUUGCAUCCAUUUUGUGGUGGACUUUCUUUGCAAGCACUAUCCUGAGCACUUGCAUGGCUUUGCCUCCAUCUGGCAGAUGGACCCAGACCUGGAGCGGGAGAGGCAUGAGGUGGUGAACUUCUUCAAAGCCCACAAGAUCUCCACAGCCGUGGCGGCUCACUUCACAAAUGCCGGGUAUGACACCCUCGAUACUUUGACAACGCUAUCGCCAGAUAGCCUCGUCGACGUCGAGGCCUUCAACAAUGUGAAGUGGCUGCCCGGCCACAAGGUCAGACUUCAGCAAAUCUUCAGCGAAAUCUCUGCCAGGGUUCGCGCGUACCGGCAGCAAUUUGGAGAUGGUCAGCAAAACCGCCGGCGGCACAACCACCAAGGCCAGGCUGGCAACUCAGCUCCGGUUGACAGGCGACACGACUCGCCCCCUCAGUACAACAGGUCACACCACCCUAUUCAUGACAGUUAUGCACCGCAUGCUCAUCAUCCAGCAGGUCAUCCUCAUCAAACACACGGCCAUCACGCUUCAAUCAGCCAUCAUGGCACUCCACCACACCCCCAUGUCGCAAGUCACCACAGUGUCGCACACCCGGCAGUCAGUCACCCUCACCACGUGUCUCCAGUUGUUUAUCCGCAGUCGUCACAUCCGCCUCAGAUGGCGUCCGGGGAUCGGCACGUGGCCUACACUGGCGGCUUCAGUGGUGGCUAUGCAGGCGGUCUUGCCCCUCCUCAGUCUGUUGCUCCUAUGGCUCCCCCGGCAGCAGGCAGGUGA